Messenger RNA from Daphnia magna, 1129 nucleotides. RefSeq lists its product as uncharacterized. Gene Ontology annotation, cellular component: nucleus. The record is from RefSeq and is a predicted model, not a curated record. Lineage: Eukaryota; Metazoa; Arthropoda; Branchiopoda; Diplostraca; Daphniidae.
CUUCAUUGAACGGAAUAAUUGAUAAUAAUGGUACGUAACGCAUCGGCUACAUGGAGUAGUAGUGAAACAGAAAUUUUAGUUGACGAGCUCAUCGCACGAAAGGAUAUAAUAUUUGGUGCACAAUCAAGUACUGUUACGAACAAAAGCAAACAACAGCAUUGGGAUGAGAUUGUGGCUACAAUUAAUCAGCAAUUUCCAAGCCAGCAUCCCCGUGAUAGGGAAGAGACUAAGAAAAAAUGGAAUAAUUUGUCGUCAGAUGCAAGAAAAAAUCUAAAAGAACACAAGAACUCUGUAGAGCAAACCGGAAAAGGAAAAGCUUUCCCAAUGAAGCCUUUAAACGAGAAGAUUGUCAACAUGAUUUGGGGAGAAAGUAGCGCAGCUUUGCCGGGAAACAGCAUAUCCGGCGGAGUAGAGACAGACGUGAUGGAAAACGCUAAUGAUACUCUACGUAUUAAUAAUAGUGCCUCUAGUGCUUCUCUCCAUACAAUGAAUGCCUCUAGUUGUGCAGUCUUGGCUAAAACGGUUCAAUCGUCUUUUCUUGAAAACGAGGAAGACGACUUAUCUACAUUUGAGUUUGAUGAUAGCCAAUCAAACCAAUCAUCUUUAUGUCAAACAUUUAGUAACGCUGACUUUGCUGACGGUGUACCAUCCACAUCCCGAGUUGUAGCUUUGCUCCCCAAACGCACAUCAACUCCGGUAUUGUCCACUAAAACAACAGAUCAUAGUUCUGCAAAUAUCGUGUUUGCGAAACGCUCUCAAGCAACUUUGGCACCGGUUGAAAAAGAUGCUCCACUAGUUGCAGUAACUUCAUUUUCUACGACGAAUGGAGAAUCUUUAAAUAAAAAUCCUUUAGCUCUUCGUGAUAUUGUAAUCGCGCCAAAAGAGCACAUGCUGAAAAAUCAAACGUUUCUGUUUCUAAGAGGUUGAUGCGCGAUCGCUUUGAUUUGCUGCACUCUGUCAUUGCAGUAAGACAGCUUAUAGGAAAACCAAUUGAUGCCGAAAAAGACAUUCCGGUAGACCUUUUAGAAAUGAUGAACAACCCGUCUCAAUUAAUUUGAAAGAGCUAUGUUACAAGUUUCGUUUGAUUCUGUUUAAUCAAUAUGUGCAAUACAAACUUGAAAGCAACUUA